AUGCCUCUCCCAAAGAACGAAUAUCUUAGCGACUCCUGGAAGGAUGGCAUCUUCGCAAACAAAGUCGUCUUCUGCACCGGAGGCGCCGGCACCAUCUGCAGUGCCCAAGUCCGGGCUCUAGUCCACCUCGGUGCAAACGCCUGCAUUAUCGGUCGCAACGUGGAAAAAACCGAGCGCGUCGCGCAAGAUAUUGCGACUGCGCGGCCCGGCGCCAAGGUUAUUGGAAUUGGGUCCGUGGACGUGCGCAAGCUGGACGCUUUGCAGCAGGCUGUGGAGCGCUGUGUGAAAGAACUUGGAGCUAUCGACUUUGUCAUUGCGGGCGCGGCGGGUAACUUCCUGGCUUCGAUUGAGCAGCUUUCGGCCAAUGCGUUCAAAUCGGUGAUGGACAUCGAUGUCAUUGGUUCUUAUAACACCCUCAAGGCGACAUUGCCGUACUUGAGAGAGUCGGGUGACAAGCAUAAGAUGGAUAAUAAGACUAUGCAACCAUCGCCCAUCGGCACCGGUGGUAGAAUUAUCUUCGUCAGCGCAACCAUUCACUACCGGGGUAUGCCUUUCCAAACGCACGUCUCGGUCGCCAAGGCUGGUAUCGAUGCCUUGUCGCACAGUGUUGCACUCGAGUACGGUCCUCGUGGCAUCACUUCCAACAUCAUUGCACCCGGUCCUAUUGCACAGACAGAGGGCUUCGAACGCCUCCUACCAUCCGAUGCCUUGGAGGCAUAUAUCAAGGGCCAGCCUCUCGGUCGCUUGGGCCACGUUCGGGACAUUGCAGAUGCCACCGUUUACCUUUUCUCUGAUACCGGUAGCUACGUCACCGGUCAAACACUUGUUGUGGAUGGCGCAAACUGGCGCAUGUCGGCGGGUGGUGCUUCCAGUGGCAAAUUGUCUUAUCCCGACUUUUUGCUCUCUGGAGACGAUGUGCCCGAUGUGACGGGCAAGAAGUCCAAGCUUUGA
This is a messenger RNA of Penicillium salamii, 951 nucleotides long. Lineage: Eukaryota; Fungi; Ascomycota; Eurotiomycetes; Eurotiales; Aspergillaceae. The record is from the annotation of a GenBank genome assembly.